GUCGUGUCUUCGGCCUAAAGCGGCGAUGUUCUUCCAAGUCUACCAUCUUGUCGAUUCCUUAUGGGCAUCUCAUUUACAUCAUAAACAAUCUUCUGGGCAUUGAGAAUCUUCGAUAAAGUGAACAACUUUGGCCUGUAGAAUCAUUUAACAGACACAGGUUUCUCUCUUCUUCUUUGGGGGGUUUUUAGGUUCUGGAAAUGAGAGGAAUCUUUCUCAUUAGAUCACUUCUGAGAGCUUCUGCAGUUAGCUCUUCACGAUCUAUUACUGUUUUGCCUUAUUCAAGCAGUAAGCGUACCGUUCGACCAUGUCUGGAUCCUCCUCUAGCUUAUGUUCUUCCUUUGUUUCUCUGUUCUUCCUUCUCUACUUCGAAGCUAGUGGGAUUGAACCAGAGUAAUGAUGAUGAUGAAGAAGAUGAGGAAGAGAUUGACUCUACUAUAAUAGAAAACAACGUUGUUUCAGAGGAUGUUCAGACCAUCUCAAAGCUCUUGAAAGCCUGUGGUAACAACCGUAAGGAGCUGAGAGAGAAGCUUGAGGAGUGUAGUGUGAAGCCAUCAAACUCACUAGUGGUGGAGAUACUCUCUCUAUCCCGCAAUGACUGGGAAACUGCAUUCACAUUCUUCCUUUGGGCACGUAAGCAGCAGCGAGGCUAUAUCCAUUCAGUUCGCGAGUACCACUCUAUGAUCUCUAUCCUCGGUAAAAUGCGAAAGUUCGAUACCGCUUGGACUUUAAUCGACGAGAUGAGAAAGCUCAGCCCUUCUCUAGUGAGCUCGCAGACGUUAUUAAUCAUGAUCAGGAAGUACUGUGCGGUGCACGACGUGGGGAAAGCUAUAAACACGUUCCACGCGUACAAAAGAUUCAAACUAGCGACGGGGAUCGAUGAGUUCCAGAGCCUUCUCUCCGCUCUCUGUAGAUACAAGAACGUUCAGGACGCAGAGCAUUUGAUCUACUGUAACAAGGAAACGUACCCCUUCGACGCUAAGAGUUUCAACAUCGUACUCAACGGGUGGUGCAAUGUGAUAGGCAGCCCGCGCCAGGCGGAGAGGGUGUGGAUGGAGAUGGGGAAUGUUGGUGUACAGCACGACGUCGUGUCGUAUUCUUGCAUGAUGUCUUGCUACUCCAAGGGAGGGAGCUUGAACAAGGUGCUCAGGCUUUUCGACCGGAUGAAGAAAGAGCGUAUGGAGCCGGAUAGGAAAGCGUACAACGCGGUGGUGCACGCUCUAGCUAAAGGCGGGUUUGUAGCCGAGGCGACGAGUUUGGUGAAGACGAUGGAGGAGGAGAAAGGGAUGGAGGCUAACGUUGUGACGUACAACUCUCUCAUCAAGCCUCUGUGCAAGGGUAAGAAGACAGAAGAGGCUAAGAGGGUGUUCGACGAGAUGAUUGAGAAAGGGAUUGUGCCGACGAUACGCACUUACCAUGCGUUUAUGAGGAUACUGAGGACAGGGGAGGAGGUUUUUGAGAUGUUGGGUAAAAUGAGAAAGAUGGGGUGUGAGCCGACUGUGGAUACGUAUGUAAUGUUGAUCAGGAAGUUCUGUAGGUGGCGUGAUUUUGAUAAUGUGGCGGUGUUGUGGGAUGAGAUGAAGGUAAGAGGUGUUGGUCCGGAUCUUAGCUCGUAUAUUGUGAUGAUACAUGGGUUGUUCUUGAAUGGUAAGGUGGAUGAAGCUCAUGGGUACUAUAAGGAGAUGAAGGAGAAGGGGCUGAGAGCGAAUGAGAAGGCUGAGGAGUUGAUUCAGAGCUGGUUUGAAGGAAAAGAAUGUGCAGAUAAGGGGGUGAUGGGUUUGAAAGGUGAUGUGUGUGGUGUUGAUAAAGAAGGUGUUGUUGAAGAUAUGAUUCAAAGCCGUUAUGCAGAGAAGGGAGUGAAAGGUGAUGUGUGUGGUGUGGGUAAAGAAGGUACUGUGAAGAAGGCUGAGAGAGAAGGAAACUUUCUGCAGCAGCCUGAGGUGAGAAGGGUUGUGAGAGGACAUGGAUACUCGUUUUGGGAUGAGUAGAAAGCUAGAGAGAGAGAGAGAGAUUAGCUUGUUCUGUUUUAGGUCUGAUCAUUACCUUGUUGUUUUUGCUUUGAGAAGAGUUAUAGUCGAGUGUUCUUGGGGAAUGUUCUGAACGAGAAGACUAAACACAUAUAUUGAACAAUCACUAUUUAUAUAAAAGAGAGAAUCUCCUUUGAACCU
Brassica oleracea var. oleracea is the source of this 2165-nucleotide messenger RNA. Its product is annotated as pentatricopeptide repeat-containing protein At5g15010, mitochondrial. The transcript has a single exon. Bases 198 to 1985 code for a protein of 595 amino acids. Lineage: Eukaryota; Viridiplantae; Streptophyta; Magnoliopsida; Brassicales; Brassicaceae. The record is from RefSeq and is a predicted model, not a curated record. Gene Ontology annotation, molecular function: protein binding.